CAUUCCCUAUCACUCGUAGAUGACGGUGCAUUAACGGGUCGAUACAUAUUUCCCCGGAGAUCAACACCGUUGUGCUGGUGCUUCUGCUGCCGGUGGGUGCUUGUGUUCCUAAAGUAUGCUCCAGAUUAAACAGGUGCACCCGGGUGCACCUAUGCUGUGGCGGCGAAGAAGUGUUGUGUAAUCGUGCACACUACACUCGGAGGAAUGCUGCAACGCAAUCGAGCUGCACUACGCUAUAAAAGCGUCAAACUCUGGCGAGCGCUUGAAGGGCUUUCGUAUUCCUGUACCAAGAGCAGUGUAGUGAGUUCUUUUCAAAGUGAAGCAUGUUGCCCAAAGCAGUUCUUGUGCUUAUGCUAGUGUGCAUCAGUGGAUGUCUCGCGAGACCCGUACCCGACUCCUUGGACUAUCUCCCAACACUGGAGUACCUUCGAGCAGUGCUUCGUUUUAGCACAUACUCCCUUGCAGACGUGGAAGUGGACACAACCCUUCCACUUGAUUUCGAUGUUGCUCGAGCCCUAAGCAAUGUCCGCCAAUCGCUUUCCAAUGCUCAAGAAGCAGCGGAGAAGGUCGUCGAAUUUCUUCAAGCGAAGGACACCUUCAGUGACAUGCAAUCACUAGGCGAAACUCUUCAACAGUUGCAUCAAAGCUUGUGGGGUCUGGAUUUCCACUAUCCCGACUACUUCCAGAAGGAGAACGCCUUCCAAGAGAAGGAAAUCCUCAAUCACACCGAGAGUGUGCAUUUGGCGCGGGUAGAUUUCAGCAAAGAAACACUCCAGUUCAAUGAUCUGCGUGAGAUCAAUAGCUUUCUGUCAGAGGCCACCGGUCAAGCGAUGUCUGUGACAGUGACAGUACUUCUGCUUUCCACUGUGGAGAAGGUACAAUACUAUCUCAAGGUGAUACUACUGCCAACCAGCAUGGAAGCAGAGGAGCUAAAAAAUCUUCAAGACAUCAACCAACUCGUACGAUCGUAUCAUCAGCUUUAUGGUGGCGCUCUAAACAGUGCAUCGAAUCGCUAUCUCCGGGAAGUCGCCGAGGGGGCACAACAGCUUCAAUCGAUGAUUCGCUCAUUGGACUACCCGGGGGAAGAUCUUAAGAAAGCAGUCACCGAGUUUUCUAACCAAGUGGACAACUUCUUCCAGACCGCGCUCGCUGAACUACAGACGAUAGAGCAAAACGUUGACGAUCGGUUUGCGGAAGUCUUACAGAACAUAUUUUACACAUCGUACGGGCUGGUAUCCUCGGGCAUGGGAAUGUUGCGGCCCUAUGUACAGCACAUUCAGUGCGUGCGAGAACUUGUACCACGUGCCCAAACGGUGGCCGGAGUAAGCUUGAUGUCUGUCUCGCUGUGCUCGAACGAAGCAACGAUCCCGCUGUACAAUGCAACGAUGGUGUAUCACGAGAAAAUAAGUCAACUUCAGCAUCAAAUCUUUGAACAACUCGAAAAUCUGGAAGCUUGUACUAAGCUGGAUACUGGAAGAUGUUCUUCGGUCUAUGAUGAGACACUGGGUGUCGUAAACGCACACACGGAUGUGGUGAAAACCUAUAAGGUCAAUUUCGAACCAUACCGGGUACAACUGUUCGGAUGUCUUACCUCAAGAUACGAAAUCGAGAUGGCAAAAGUGUUGGAUAUGUCUUACAAAUUUGACAAGUGUGUCAAGACAACCAAGUAGAGUUGAUCCUGUUCAGCUUUCUCAAUGCAUCAGACAAAAAAAAUACUAGCUUAAUAAAUGACUAUA
Molecule: messenger RNA, 1736 nt
Organism: Anopheles stephensi (Asian malaria mosquito)
Lineage: Eukaryota; Metazoa; Arthropoda; Insecta; Diptera; Culicidae
Exons: 3
Coding region: 324-1670 (448 amino acids)
Source: RefSeq, a predicted model, not a curated record